AUGUCUUUGGACCUAGCCAUUGAAUAUGGAUACUUUGAAAUAUUAAAGUGCUUAUUGGAUCACGUAGAGGAAUCGGAAAAAGAUGAAAAAGAAACAGCAACAACACAACAUAGCAGAUUAAACCUUUUGUUGGCUGCUGCCUCAGGGAAAGGAAGUAUGGAUAUAAUUCAAUACUUGAUAGAUCGAUACCCAAACACAUUAUGGGACUACACCGAAGCGUUGAAAUAUUCUCCAUACUCUGAUAAGUUGGAGAUUUUGCAAUUCUUUGCCAGCAAACUAGAAGAUAUGGCUGAUAUUCCUCAAGAGAACAUUUGUUCUACAUAUGAUAAUGCUGCAUUCAUGGAUAACAUUGAAAUGGUUAGAUGGUUAACAUUGCGCUUCCCCUUCGGUAUGAUUGGUGCACAAAUGUUUGAGCAUGCUAUAGCCGGCUCUUCCAUGGAGAUGUUAACUUAUCUUUUGGAGGAACACGCCAAUCUCUUAGACCCUGAAUCAACUGAUUAUUUGGAGAAAUCAGCAGACCUUCUAGGCAAUGGCUAUCAUUUCAAUAUAUUCAUGCUUCUUUAUCCAAGGUGUAAAUGUCCGGACGACAUCAUGGAUAUUGCAGCUGGUUGUGGAAAUAUCGAGCUUCUAACAUGGCUGCAUGAAAACACAACUCAUCAAUGCACGGUUUCGGCAAUGGAUAAAGCAGCGUUUUACGAUCGAAUCGAUGCGAUAAAGUGGCUACAUAUGAAUCGUAGUGAAGGAUGUAGCUCAGAUGCAUUUGUUUCAUGUGCUGAAAAUGGUAGUUUCGAAUUGUUGCGAUGGCUAUACGAGAAUCGUACAGAGCACAAAAGAGAAUAUUCGAUCGUCGACUACACUGUAAUUAUAGAUAUACUUGCGAUGCACAAUCACUUUGAAAUACUAGAGUGGUUCGAAACUGUCACUGGUGUACAUUGUAGCGAUAAUAUUCUCGAUAAUAUGAUCGCGCUAGGUAAUCUCGAUAUCGUGCGGCAUCUUCAUCAAACGAAUGGGCCUGACAAUCGAUACAACUUCUCGGAAGAAUCAAUGUAUUUGGCUGCUACCAACGAUCACUUAGAUUUGGUAAAGUGGCUUCAUGAGAAUCGUACGGAAGGAUGCACUAGUGAUAUUCUCAAUAGCUGUUCAAUCGAUAUGUCAUUGUGGCUCUAUGAAAAUAGAACUGAAACAAGAAACUCUGUUAUUCCAUUCGAUAUGAAUAGAUUUGACAUGAUAUUUUCAAGUAAUGACUUGGUUACAAUGGAAAAGGCACUACGCUUACCAAUCUCAACUCAAGAUUUAAAACUUUAUCAAAAUGAAACAAAACUAAAAUAUCCAAAAUCAGUGGAAUUACAUUUAUUAUUGGAAAAUGAAAUACAAAAAAGAGAAAAAGAAAUCAUGAAACAACUACAACAACUAGCAAUUAAUUGA
Messenger RNA from Heterostelium album PN500, 1425 nucleotides. RefSeq lists its product as uncharacterized. The transcript has a single exon. The record is from RefSeq and is a predicted model, not a curated record. Lineage: Eukaryota; Evosea; Eumycetozoa; Acytosteliales; Acytosteliaceae. Bases 1 to 1425 code for a protein of 474 amino acids.